AUGUGGCCGUGUGGGCGGGGCCCGCAGCGGUGUGGGGCGGGGUCUGGCGAGCCCGCGGAGGUGGGGGACCGGCCUGGGCAGGCGGGCGAUGGCGCGGGGACUCAGCGCGCUCCUCCGCCCGCAGGGGACGUGUUCUUCGCCACGCGCCAGGAGCAGUUCACCUUCCUGGAAGCGCGGGCGUUCUGCGAGUCCCACAACGCCACCCUGGCCUCCACGGGCCAGCUCUACGCCGCCUGGAGCCGCGGCCUGGACAAGUGCUACGCCGGCUGGCUGGCGGAUGGCAGCCUCCGCUACCCCAUCGUCACCCCUCGGCCGGCCUGCGGCGGCGACAAGCCAGGCGUGCGAACCGUCUACCUGUACCCCAACCAGACGGGCCUCCCGGACCCGCUCUCCCGGCACCACGCCUUCUGCUUCCGAGGUGUACCAGUGGCGCCCUCUCCGGGAGAAGAGGAAGGCAGCACGCCCACUCCACCCUCUGGAGUGGAGGACUGGAUUGUCACACAAGUGAGGCCCGAUGUGGCUGCUGUCCCCGUGGAGGAGACGACCGCGGUCCCAGACUUCACCAUUGAGCCAGAAAACCAGACAGAAUGGGAACCAGCCUACACAUCCCCGCUUCCAGGGCUCCCUGCCACGUGGCCUGCCACCAGCCCAACGGCGGAGGGACUCACAGAAGGCCCUUCUGCAACUGCAGAGCCCUCUGCCUCAGAGGAGCCAUCCACGCCUUCUCUCUCUGUGCCAAGUGGGACGGAGCUGCCUGGCUCUGGGGAGGUAUCUGGGGCCCCUGACCUCAGUGGUGACUUCACAGGCAGUGGAGAAGCUUCAGGACACCUUGACUUCAGUGGGCAGCCCUCAGGGGGCAUCGCAAGUGGACUGCCCUCAGGCGACCUUGAACCCAGUGGCUUCACCUCCACCGUGGGCUCUGGCCUGCCUGUGGGAAGUGGGCUGGCCUCAGGAGAUGAACAUGGAGUUGAGUGGUCCAACACAACAAUCGUUGGCAGGUUGCCUUCUGCAGGUGAGGGCCAAGAGGGCUCUGCUUCUGGAGUAGAAGAUGUCAGUGGACUUCCUACUGGAGGAGAAGGUCUAGAAACCUCUGCCUCUGGAGUAGAGGAUGUAAGUGGACUGACUUCUGCAGGAGAAGGUCUAGAAACCUCUGCCUCUGGAGUAGAGGGCAUCAUUGUACUUCCUACUGAAAGAGAAGGUCUAGAAACUUCUACCUCUGGAGUAGAGGAUGUCAGUGGACUUCCUACUAGAGGAGAAGAAGGUCUAGAAACUUCUGCCUCUGGAGUAGAGGAUGUCAGUGGACUUCCUACUAGAGGAGAAGGUCUAGAAACUUCUGCCUCUGGAGUAGGAGACCUCAGUGGGCUUCCUACAGGAGAAAGUCUAGAGACUUCUGCCGCUGGAGUAGAGGAUGUCAGUGGGCUUCCUUCAGGAGAAGGUCUAGAAACUUCUGCCUCUGGAAUAGAGGACAUCAGUGCACUUCCUACUGAAAGAGGAGAUCUAGAAACUUCUGCCUCUGGAGUAGAGGACAUCAGUGGGCUUCCCUCAGGAGAAGGUCUAGAAACUUCUGCCUCUGGACUAGGGGACAUCAGUGGAUUUCCUACUGAAAGAGGAGGUCUAGAAACUUCUGCCUCUGGAGUAGAGGACGUCAGUGGACUUCUUUCUGGAGGAGAAGGUCUAGAGACUUCUGCCUCUGGAGUAGAGGACAUCAGAGGGCUUCCCUCAGGAGAAGAAGGUCUAGAAACUUCUGCCUCUGGAGUAGAGGAUAUCAGUGCACUUCCUACUGAAAGAGGAGGUCUAGAAACUUCUGCCUCUGGAGUAGAGGAUGUCAGUGGACUUCCCACUGGAGUAGAAGGUCUAGAAACUUCUGCCUCUGGAGUAGAGGACAUCAAGGACGUCAGUGGACUUCCUUCUGGAAGGGAGAGUCUAGAGACCUCAGCUUCUGGAGCUGAGGACGUCAGUGGGUCUCCUUCUGGAAAAGACUUGGUGGGCUCUGCUUCUGGGCCCUUGGACUUUGGUAGACUGCCGUCAGGGACUCUAGGAAGUGGACAAGCUCCAGAAGCAAGUGGCCUUCCAUCUGGAUUCAGUGGUGAGUAUUCUGGAGUGGACCUUGGAAGUGGCCCGGCCUCUGGCCUGCCUGACUUCAGUGGCCUGCCCUCUGGACUCCCAACUGUCUCCCUGGUGGAUGCUACGUUGGUGGAAGUUGUCACAGCCACCACACCAAUCGAGUUGGAAGGGAGGGGAACAGUUGGCAUCAGUGGUGUAGGAGAAACCUCUGGGCUGCCCCUCGGCGAGCUGGACGUUAGUGGGGGAGCGAGUGGACUCCCUUCUGGAACUGAACUCAGUGGCCAGGCGUCUGGGUCUCCUGACCUCAGUGGAGAAGCAUCUGGACUCUUCGGUGUUAGUGGGCAGCCAUCUGAGUUUCCUGACAUCCAUGGGGAACCGUCAGGAAUGGCCGAGCUCAGCGGACUAUUUUCCGGACAGCCAGACGUCAGUGGGGAGGCCUCUGGAGCUCUUUUUGGCAGUGGCCAUCCCUUUGGCGUAACCGACCUGAGUGGAGAAAUCUCUGGGGCUCCUGAUCUCAGCGGGCAGCCAUCAGGGACACCAGAGUUCAGUGGAGCAACCCCUGAGACCCCUGGCUUGGCUUCUGGGACUGUGAGUGGCAGUGGUGAAUCUUCUGGCAUUACGUUUGUGGACACCAGUUUGGUGGAAGUGACCCCUACUACAUUUAAAGAAGAAGAAGGUUUAGGGUCUGUGGAGCUCAGUGGCCUCCCUUCUGGGGAGACAGAUCUGUCAGGCACAUCUGGGAUGGUGGACGUCAGUGGGCAGCCUUCUGGAACAGUUGAUUUCAGCGCGUUUCCAUCCCAGCCUCCAGAAUUCAGUGGGCUCCCGAGUGGAGUGGCUGAGGUCAGUGGAGAAUCCUCUGGAGCCGAGGUUGGGAGCAGCCUGCCCUCGGGAGCAUUCGACGGCAGUGGCCUUCCAUCAGGUGUCCCCACUGUCUCCCUGGUAGACAGAACUUUGGUGGAGUCUGUAACUCAGGCUCCACCCGCCCAGGAAGCUGGAGAAGGACCUUCAGGCGUGUUGGAACUCAGUGGGGCUCACUCUGGAGACCACUCUGGAUCUGUGGACCUCAUUGGGCUGCAGUCUGGGAUAGUGGAACCCAGCGGAGAGCCACCAAGCACUCCAUAUUUUAGCGGUGACUUUUCCAGUACCUCUGAUACAAGUGGAGAAUCUUUGGCAUCCCCAAGCGCCAGUGGGGACACCUCGGGACUUCCAGAAGUUACUUUAAUCACUUCGGAGUUUGUGGAGGGUGUGACCGAAGCAACUGUUUCCCAGGAACUUGGCCAAAGACCGCCUGUGACACACGUGCCUGUGCUGUUUGAGGCCAGUGGGGAAUCCUCGGCCUCUGGGGACAUGGGUGGGGCCACACCAACCUUCCCCGGGCCUGGAGGAGAACCAUCAGUGGUGCCUGAAGCCAGUAGUGGGUCGUCUGCCUAUCCUGAGUCUGGGGUGGCCCCCGAGGCUAGUAGCGAGGCACCUGAGUCCACUGAUCUGCGAGAAGCCACCUCUGCCUUCCCAGAAUCUGCGCUAACAAGUGCCUCUGGCCUGGGACCCAGCAGCAGCCCUUGGACCUUUCAUGAAGGUCCCAGAGAGGGGUCAGCUGGUCCAGAAGUGAGUGGAGAGGUAACCCCCAGCUAUGACGUGGGCACAGAGGUAUCAGCUACUCCCAUGGCUUCUGGAGACAGGACUGAAGUCCGCGGAGACCCAUCUGGUCACACCUCAGGGCUGGAUGUGAUCCUCAGCACCAGCGAGCCAGAGUCUGAGUGGAUCCAGCAAACUCAGCGUCCUGCAGAGGCGCGUCUAGAAACCGAGUCCUCCGGCCGCUGGUACUCAGGAGAAGAGACCCCAACAGCCAACACAGCCACCUACCCAACAGACGCCUCCAUCCCUGCGGCUCCACAAGGGGCAGGAGAGGCAGAGUCACCUGCUGCAGACAUUGAUGAGUGCCUUUCAAGCCCUUGUCUGAAUGGAGCCACCUGCCUGGACGCCAUCGACGCUUUCACAUGCUUAUGCCUUCCCAGCUACGGAGGGGACCUGUGUGAGAUCGACCAGGAGGUAUGUGAGGAGGGCUGGACCAAGUUCCAGGGCCACUGUUACCGCCACUUCCCCGACCGCGAGACCUGGGUGGACGCUGAGCGACGGUGCCGGGAGCAGCAGUCACACCUGAGCAGUAUCAUCACCCCUGAGGAGCAGGAGUUUGUCAACAAGAACGCUCAAGACUACCAGUGGGUUGGACUGAACGACAGGACCAUCGAAGGGGACUUCCGCUGGUCAGAUGGACACCCCUUGCAAUUCGAGAAGUGGCGCCCCAACCAGCCUGACAACUUCUUUGCCACCGGAGAGGACUGCGUGGUGAUGAUCUGGCACGAGAGGGGCGAGUGGAAUGACGUCCCCUGCAACUACCAUCUGCCCUUCACGUGUAAAAAGGGCACAGUGGCCUGCGGAGACCCUCCUGUGGUGGAGCAUGCCAGAACCCUCGGGCAGAAGAAGGACCGGUAUGAGAUCAAUUCCCUGGUGCGGUACCAGUGCACCGAGGGCUUCGUCCAGCGCCAUGUGCCCACCAUCCGGUGCCAGCCCAGCGGGCACUGGGAUGAGCCUCGGAUCACCUGCACAGACCCCACCAGCUACAAGCGCAGACUGCAGAAGCGGAACUCACGGCCAGCCCGGAGGAGCCGAGCCAGCCCAGCCCACUGA
Castor canadensis (American beaver) is the source of this 4752-nucleotide messenger RNA. The record is from RefSeq and is a predicted model, not a curated record. NCBI's taxonomy places the organism in Eukaryota, Metazoa, Chordata, Mammalia, Rodentia, Castoridae.